CACUGAAAAUUGUUGUAAUUAUUUUCAUUUUUUUUGUUGUGAUUUCACUUUAAUAUAGCCAUACGACCCAAAUCCUAUUCUAGUUGAUAAAAGAAUAAAUUCUUAUAUUGACAACUUCUUUUUAAUACACUCUAAUAUUGACCGUUUCAUAAGCCUUUCAAUCAGGCACUUGCUUCUCGCCACAUUAUAAUCAUAAUAACAUUUAAAACGAGACUGCAAAUCAAAUCACGUUCAAAAUAGAAGAGUUCAUCAAGACCACAAGAAAAUUGGAUAAUAAUCGUAAAAAAAAAGAUCAGGAAAUCAAAGUUGAUAGAAUAUGAUCACGGGAGAGGAUCAACGACCCUGGGCUGAUAUAUGUCCAAACCUAUUGGAUUCCAUCUACACGAGACUCCCGUCCCACGUCGACGGUACCUACUUCGGCGGUGUAUGCAAGAACUGGUACCAAGUUCACUCUCACAGUGCAGUUUCCAAUCCCCUACCAAUGGUAAUUAGCCAUACAAAAUUCUCUAGCUCCGACAUCGCGCAAGUGCGAGAGGAUAACUGGAUGUCCGUACAACUACGUCAAAUUCCACAAUGGCUUGUAGAUGUCGACAUAAAGAUCCUUGGGAGGGCAGGUGCGUGGUUGCUUAUACAAGAGUAUGGCACUUCCUUAGGUUGCUACAAUCCUCUACUCCGAAGUCCCGCAAACUACAUCGGACUUCCCAAUCCGAGAUGGCUUUUCUCUAACUACCGCCUCAAUCUUCGGGAAACUUCACCAGCAACAGUCAAGGUCGCUUUCUCAACACUGCCCACUACUCGUGACUGUAUGAUCCUCAUGGUGUACGGAGACAGCUAUCUCAGCACGGUUCGUUGUAGUGACGAUUGGAUUUGGAAGACGUAUGAUUUCUCCUUGAGUGGGAAAAGUGGACAAUCUUGUCUCGGCCUAGGCUACAAAAAGGAAAGAUUCUUCUGGUUAUUUGAAAUGGGGGAUAUGUUAAUUUUCAGUGUGCACCAUAGUGAGCCGAGGAUGCUUCUAGCGGCCACUAAACCUCUGCUUUCCCAGCAACUCGAGCGAUGGGACACCUUGCGCGUUGUGGCAGUGAUGGAAAAAAUGGAUGAGGCUACAGCUGCAGAUGAUCUAUUAUUGGUGGUGACUCAUUGGGAGCGAGAUCAUGAGGCGAGUGUCAAGGAUAGCUUCCGCCUUGUGGAAGUGGAGGAAAAAUUUACGGCCACGCAGGGGCGGAGCUAGAAUUUAGUUUUCGGGGGGGCCGGAAUCCGGUUACCAUAAAUGACGAAAAUAUUAAUAAAUAAGUAUUUGACAAAACUAAUUAUACACACAAUAUUUUUAUAUUAAAUUCAAUAUAAAUUAGAAUAAUAUGAAAAAAUUAACAAUGCAUUUCAAUUUUUGUGUAGCAUAUUAUGUUUUCAUAACUAAAAAGUGAAGCUCUACCGAUAUUACUAUUCAAAAAAUUACUCAUUAUAUAUAUGAAAGUAACCUUAGAAUUACAAAUUUUAUUGGUAUACCUUAGCCUUAUACAGGGCGAAAGAAUUGACCAUACGGCAAUACCCUUUUUUCUUGUUAAGUGAAAAAUGUAAAGAAAAACAAAACAAAAUGCUUUGAAGAAGUUUCGAAACCUUGAUUUGGUAGAACAUAAUGCACAUACAUAGUUUACUUCCGCUGGACUACUUGAAGUUUCUUGGUAACAAUUCUCAUGUCAGUUGGGAUUUAUAGAUAUUCUUCAAUUUAUACGUAUAAUCUCGAACUCGUUACACGUAACUUUCAAAAUUCUCGAGGGGCCGGGCCCCCCCCGAGGCCUAAGCUAGCUCCGCCCCUGCGGCCACGACAAAUGAUCUAUUACUGGAGAGUAAUGAUGAUGAUGAUUGUGAAAUGGGGUUGGUGGAAGACGAGGACUACAAAACGAGGAUGCUGUUAGUGAAGGAUCCAUUGCCAUUGAAGAGGAAUUUCGACGGCUUUUACAUUAUCACAUUGAUUUUUUUUUGCUUGUGUAUUCUAUUUUAAUCUUAUGGCAUUUGGAAGGAUAUGGACUCACAAUUAAGACUAUAUCACGUACACAAGGCGACGUGACGUGGCCUAAAAAAAGUUUUUGAGUACCAUUCCAUACUUUCUUUAAAUAUGUACUCACUUAUUUUUUAUGUUAAUGUAUUGAAAAUUGGAAUCCAAUUUCAUUUCGUGUUUUUCCUUCGUUCUAACUCCUCUUUGUUACUACUCUCUUUCUUUCGUAAUUCGUUCUAAUCUUUCAAGUUCAUAAUUAAUAUUAAAGAUCCAUACGCCACGGAAUAAUGAAGGAGUACUUCAUUUGGAUGAGUAAAAUUAGAAUUGAUUA
Messenger RNA from Linum trigynum, 2324 nucleotides. NCBI's taxonomy places the organism in Eukaryota, Viridiplantae, Streptophyta, Magnoliopsida, Malpighiales, Linaceae. The record is from the annotation of a GenBank genome assembly.